AUGUACCACAAAGAUGAUCUUCCUUUUGAUGUUCUUUAUUUGCCUGAUAUCUUUACUCAGUUUCGUAAGUAUGUGGAAGCCAAGUGUAGGAUCAGAAGCUCCACUCGCAUUCCAAUCUCUCUAGGGCCAACACCUUAUGUUGAUGAUUGGGGAGAUGUUCCAACUCUUAGUCAACUUGGAAUUGAGCCACAAGAGGUGAGCAGAGGAAUGCGAUUCUUGGGUGGAUCUUUUUUAAGUAUACACAGAGACAAGGACAGAAUGUUGGGACCUGAUUACUCGACUAAAUUCUCUCCAUGGAUUGCCGUUGGGUGUAUCUCUCCUCGCUUUAUCCACGAAGAGGUGGUCCAAGAAAUGUGCAAGGUGAAUGGAGUCGAGAUAAAAAACUGUUUGAGUCUUGGAGAGAUGGCAAGACCGGUGACUGUUCAUGAGUGGUUGCAUAGGUAUCCCAUCAUACAUGCAAACAUGAAGGAGCUAUCCACUACAGAUUUCAUGUCAAAUAGAGGCCGACAGAUUGUUUGUUUGUUUCUUGUGAGGGACAUGGGCUUGGACUGGAGGAUGGGUGCAUAA
Molecule: messenger RNA, 567 nt
Organism: Eruca vesicaria subsp. sativa (arugula)
Lineage: Eukaryota; Viridiplantae; Streptophyta; Magnoliopsida; Brassicales; Brassicaceae
Source: the annotation of a GenBank genome assembly